Molecule: messenger RNA, 2089 nt
Organism: Leptosomus discolor (cuckoo roller)
Lineage: Eukaryota; Metazoa; Chordata; Aves; Leptosomiformes; Leptosomidae
Source: RefSeq, a predicted model, not a curated record
ACCCUCCUCUGCAUCAACCCCCCCCUUUUCGAGGUGUAUCAGACGCUGUUAAGCCCCACGCACCAUCAUGUGGCGCUCAUCGGUACGAAGGGGCUCAUGGUGCUGGAGCUGCCCAAACGCUGGGGGAAGAAUUCUGAGUUCGAAGGUGGGAAAUCCACAGUGAACUGCAGCACUAUUCCUGUGGCAGAAAGAUUCUUCACAAGCUCAACAUCUCUGACUCUAAAGCAUGCUGCCUGGUAUCCCAGUGACACGUUAGAGCCCCAUAUUGUGCUCUUGACUUCGGAUAACACUGUAAGGUUUUACAGUCUAAAGGUACCUCAGACGCCUGUCAAAGUGAUUGCUCUUUCAGACACUGAGGAGGAGACUCUUACCAUCAAAAAAGGGAGAGCCUACACAGCAUCGCUGGGAGAGACUGCCGUGGCCUUUGACUUUGGCCCGCCAGUGCCGGUGCCAAAGAACGCUCUUGGGCAGCGAGGGAGGGAGGAGGUGUUGGCCCAUCCGCUUUACAUCUUGUAUGAGAACGGAGAGACGUUCCUCACCUACGUCAGCCUGCUCCAGAGCACUGGAAAUCUUGGCAAGCUGCUCGGGCCUCUGCCCAUGCACCCUGCUGCGGAAGAUAACUAUGGCUACGAUGCCUGUGCUGUCCUGUGCCUGCCUUGUGUUCCGAACAUCCUGGUGAUUGCCACCGAGUCGGGAAUGCUUUAUCACUGCGUGGUGCUGGAUGGAGAAGAGGACGAUGAGCAGUCAGAAAAGUCGUGGGACCCAAGAUCUGAUCUUAUUCCUUCCCUGUACGUGUUUGAAUGCGUUGAGCUGGAACUUGCACUGAAACUAGCAUCAGGAGACGAAGAGGAGCCUUUGGAGUCUGAUUUCUCUUGCCCAAUCAAACUGCAUCGAGACCCGAAAUGUCCCUCGAGAUACCACUGCACACACGAAGCUGGUGUCCACAGCGUGGGGUUGACGUGGCUCAAUAAACUGCACGAGUUCCUGAAGUCAGACGAAGAAGACAAAGACAGUUUACAAGAGCUGGGAGCAGAACAGAAGUGCUUUGUUGAACAUAUUCUUUGUACAAAACCGUUGCCAUGCAGGCAACCUGCUCCAAUUAGAGGCUUUUGGAUCGUUUCUGACAUCUUGGGGCCCACCAUGAUCUGCAUCACAAACAGCUAUGAGUGUAUUACAAGGCCUCUCUUAAGUACAGUCCAUCCUGCAUUCCCUGCCCUGCUCUGUACCAAAGACGACCAAGAUGCUGCUGUUUCCCCUCUCCGUAUCCUGGCCGAGUCAGAGCAUUCAUUCGAGAGGCACAUCCGAAGCAUCCUGCAGCGCAGUUCUGCCAAUCCCUUCCUUCUGAAGUCUGCUAAUAAAGAUGCUGCUCCUCCCCCUGAAGAAUGCCUUCAGCUUCUUAGCAGAGCCACCCAAGUGUUCAGAGAGGAAUACAUACUGAAACAAGAUCUGGCAAAAGAGGAAAUUCAGCAAAGAGUGAAGCUGCUGUGGGAACAGAAGAAAAAACAAUUGGAAGAUCUUAAUUACUAUCGAGAGGAAAGGAAAAGUUUGCGGGAAAUGGCUGAGCGCUUGGCUGACAAGUAUGAGGAAGCUAAAGAGAAGCAAGAAGACAUUAUGAACAGGAUGAAGAAAGUACUUCGGAGUUUCCACUCUCAGCUUCCUGUUCUGUCAGACAACGAGAAGGAUAUGAGGAAAGAAUUGCAGGCAAUACACGACCAGCUGCAGCACCUGAGCAAUGCUAUCAGACAGGUUAAAAUGAAAAAGGAAUACCAGCAGAAAAAGAUGGAAAAGGGCACCAGCCCCCGAAAACCCAGCAUCACCCUCAGUGCCUACCAGAGCAAGUGCAUCCAAACCGUCCUGAAAGAAGAGGGAGAACACAUAAGGGAGAUGGUAAAACAGAUCAAUGACAUCAGAAACCACGUGAACUUCUAACAUGUCCACGAUGAAGAACCUACGCUGAAAGGCUGGACAAGCUUUAAUUUUCCCUGGGAUUUCCCCUUGUAUAUUUACAUUUGUAUGUUGAACAAUAUGCCUUUUACUUAUUAUUUUGUAAAGAUGGACUGUGAAAUAAAAUACUUUUGAUAAGACUCCU